Monoraphidium neglectum is the source of this 849-nucleotide messenger RNA. RefSeq names its product Serine/threonine-protein phosphatase 2Aregulatory subunit B'' subunit gamma. Gene Ontology annotation, molecular function: calcium ion binding. The transcript is spliced from 6 exons. The record is from RefSeq and is a predicted model, not a curated record. Gene Ontology annotation, biological process: cortical cytoskeleton organization; regulation of dephosphorylation; microtubule cytoskeleton organization. Lineage: Eukaryota; Viridiplantae; Chlorophyta; Chlorophyceae; Sphaeropleales; Selenastraceae. Gene Ontology annotation, cellular component: centrosome; spindle. The coding region runs from base 1 to 849 and encodes 282 amino acids.
AUGGAGCUGCAGGAGCUGCGGGCGCUGGGGCUGGGCCCGGGGGCCGCCCUCGACGACCGGGACCUCAGCUCAAACUGGUUCAGCCUGCAGUCGACGCAGCGGGUGUACAACACGUUCAGCUUGUGGGACGCCGACAGCAGCGGCAGCCUGUCGCGCGCCGAGUUCAGCCGCAUCAGCCAGGGCACCAUGAGCGAGCUCUUCAUAGCGCGCGUGUUUGAGGAGCACGUCGCGGCGCCGCGCGGGGACGUCCUAGGCGCGGCCAGCGGCGAGGAGUCGCCGGGCGGCUUGCCGCGCCUCGGGCUGCGCGUGCGAACGCGGAGCGGCAGCGGUGACGGCAGCGGCGGCGGCAGCGGCGGCGGCGACGGAUCCCCGGCCGGCGCAGUGGAGGGCGGCGCGGCGCGCGCGCGGCGGCGGCCGGCGCCGCCCGAGGGCGCGGGGCCGCGCGACGAGAUGGACAUGAUGGCGUUUGUCGACUUUGUGCUUGCCUGGGACCACAGGAACCACCCUGCGGCGCUCCCCUACUUCUUCUCCAUAUUCGACCUGCAGCACAAGGGCUGCCUGACGCACUCUGACCUGUACACCUUCUUCCGCGAGAUCCACGUCAUGUGGGUGGCCAUGGGGGAGUACGCUGACCUGGCGGUCCACGACGUGCUGGACGAGAUAGUGGACAUGGCCGCGCCGGCGCGGCAGGGGGCGAUCACGCUCAAGGACCUGCGGGAGUGCAAGAUGGCCGGCACUGUGUUCAGCAUCCUGGCCAACGUGGACCAGUUCUACCAGGAGAACUUCAUGCACACGGGCGAGGGCGACGGUGGCGGCGAGCAGGGGCAGCAGCAGGCGGGGGGCGGCUGA